AUGGUGGUUCUGGGACCAGAUAAUGAAAGUAUCUUUACAUCGCUUAACAACAGUAAUGUGGAUGUUAGCACUCUGGAGUUUGAGACUCACAACAUCAGUGCCAAUGAUAUAAUCGAACGGUGGACCCACAGCCUUUAUAUGAUCUGCAUCUCCCCAGUUAAGCUCUGCCACUUGGAUGGAACCAAAGAAAAGAAUCUGAAAGACAAUCAAGAAACCAAAAGGAGACGUGAUAUGCUAAUGAGCAGGGUUCAUUUGCAAGAUCCUAGAAGUAUUGCGUUCCACAUUUCUCAUAAGCAAGGGUAA
Messenger RNA from Striga asiatica, 303 nucleotides. NCBI's taxonomy places the organism in Eukaryota, Viridiplantae, Streptophyta, Magnoliopsida, Lamiales, Orobanchaceae. The record is from the annotation of a GenBank genome assembly.